AUGACCCGUGGUAACCAGCGCGACACUGAUCGGGCCAAGGCCCAGAAGAAGGCGGCCGCCUCGAAAACUAAGAACAACAUGUCUGGAACUCAGUUCCAAAAGGCCAAGGAGGAUGCUGCUGCUAUCAUGCGCGAGAAGCAGAAGAAGGCCGAUGAAAAACGAGCCGCCGAAGCCGCAGGAGGGAAAAAGAAGUAA
Messenger RNA from Penicillium cataractarum, 195 nucleotides. Its product is annotated as 4F5 domain protein. The record is from RefSeq and is a predicted model, not a curated record. The transcript has 3 exons. The coding region runs from base 1 to 195 and encodes 64 amino acids. Lineage: Eukaryota; Fungi; Ascomycota; Eurotiomycetes; Eurotiales; Aspergillaceae.